AUGUUUCCGUUUGCUUGUGUUUCAGCUCCCAACUUCGUGAGCUCCAUGACGCAGGGAGAUUUCGUCUACUUCUUCUUCCGAGAAACUGCAGUGGAGUACAUCAAUUGUGGAAAGGCGGUGUACUCGCGCGUGGCGCGCGUGUGCAAGUACGACCGCGGAGGCCCGCAUCGCUUCCGCAACCGUUGGACCUCCUUCCUCAAGUCGCGCCUCAACUGCUCCGUGCAUGGCGACUUCCCCUUCUACUUCAACGAGAUACAGUCGACGACGGAGCUGAUCGAGGGCUCGUACGGCGAGACGACGGCGCAGCUGGUGUACGGCGUGUUCACGACGCCACCCAACAGCAUCAGCGGGUCCGCCGUGUGCGCCUUCGCCCUGCAGGACAUCACCGACACCUUCGAGGGCAACUUCAAGGAGCAGGCGCAGCUCAACUCCAACUGGCUGCCCGUGCAGAGCGUGAAGGUGAGACGUCAUGCCCCGCGCCACUGCGCACUCGCCGGUCCCAAAGAAAGUGAUGAUGAUGAUGAGGAUGAUGAUGAUGAUAAUGUUCCUGACCCCCGACCGGGCCAGUGUGUCAACGACUCCCGCACUCUGCCUGACCUGACCCUCAACUUUAUCAAGACGCACUCGCUCAUGGACGAGUCAGUGCCUUCUUUCUUCGGACAGCCCAUUGUUAUUCGCACCAGUUUUCAUUACAGAUUCACCCAGAUAGCAGUAGAUCCCCAAAUUAAAACACCUGGAGGCAAGCCUUAUGACGUUCUCUUCAUAGGAACAGACAAUGGCAAAGUCAUCAAAGCAGUGAAUGCAGAUUCUGCUGACAGCAAUACUGAAGUGAGUCCCGUUGUUAUUGAAGAAAUUCAAGUGUUUCCUCCUCAUGUAGCAGUACGCAACCUCAAAGUAGUGAGAGAUUCUUCAUUUGAUGAUGGACGACUAAUUGUCGUGAGCGACAGUGAGGUGCAGUCACUGCGUCUUCAUCGCUGUUAUAGCGACAAAAUUCUUUCUUGCAGUGAAUGUGUUGCACUUCAAGACCCAUAUUGUGCCUGGGACAAACAGUCCCAAAAGUGUCGCUCUGUAGGUGCUCCUCGAUGGAAUGAUGAGAAGUACUUUUAUCAGAGCAUUUCCAAAGGAGUCCAUUCUGCUUGCCCUGCCAGUAAAGUAAUGGGUAAAGAUGCUGGCAGUGUUGGAGGAUUGUCAUCAAACUAUCCCAAGUCAUUUAAUCAUGACUCUGGUCGUUCAAGCAAAGAUAUACAGGGUGGAGAAGUCAUUAACAUUAUGCAUGAUGAAGAAGAACACACAGGCCCAGAGGUCAGUGCGGCUGAUUCACCAAUGCCACAGUAUUCUGUGGAGACCUUAGCAAUGGCAGUUGUAGCUGGUUCAGUGGCAGCAUUGGUUGUUGGCUUUGUCACUGGCUAUCUAUGUGGUCGCAAAUGCCACAAAGAAGAAGAAGACAACCUCCCGUAUCCUGACACUGAGUAUGAGUAUUUUGAACAAAGGCAGACAGUAAACAGCCGACUGCAACCAGAACCAAAGCUGUUACCACAGGAAGAGGUGACCUACGCAGAACCAGUGUUGGUCCCCGCCCCAGGGCCGAACAAGCUGAACUCCCCCAAGAGCACCCUCCGGAAAGCACACAACGCCAACCACGCCGCCGAGACCCUCUUUCAGUUCUCCGACAACUACACCCCCCCUCCCCGCGACCCGUACGCGCAUCAACGAGGCCGAGACAACUUCGGCACCCUACGCUCCCAGCAAGGCGACGGCUACCGCGGCGGCGGCGGUGGUGGCGGAGGCGGCGGCGGCCGCGCCCCCCCGGGCAGCGCCGGCCUCGUGGGCGACGGUUUCGGCACAACGCGGUCCGUCAAGAAGGUGUACCUCUGAGAGGCAGGGGA
Molecule: messenger RNA, 1886 nt
Organism: Gryllus bimaculatus (two-spotted cricket)
Lineage: Eukaryota; Metazoa; Arthropoda; Insecta; Orthoptera; Gryllidae
Source: the annotation of a GenBank genome assembly